AUCAAUUCUAAGACAAAAGGUAAAGAUUAAAAAAACAAUACUUGGAGAGACAUGAAGCAAGGGGUAAGAAGCUUAGAGAGGUGGAAGGUGGUAAGGCUUUGAAUGCCAGACAGAAUUUUCUAUUUGAUCUUAGAGGAGAUGGGGAGCCACUAGAGGUUAUUGAAGGUAGGGGCAGGGAGAAUGAUGUGUCAUUCCUACACUUUAGGACAGUCAGUUUGGCAGCUUAAUGGAGAAUGGACUAGAAGGGAGGAAGGGACUGAGACGGGCAGAUACCAGCCCCUCCCCACCCCACCCCCCUAGCAUCUAUUGCAGUAGUCCAAGCAUGAGGACUUGAGAAAAAGUCUGCUCCAGGAUAGGGGCAGUGUCAGAGUUGAAGAGGCCACAUACUGGAGAGAUACUGCAGAAGCCGAAGUAUAAACUGUGAGAGAUGCUGCAGGUAAGGUGAACCAGAGUUUUAGCAAAGGUGAAAUGGACAAGGGAUAGAGCAAAGGUGAAAUGGACAAAGGAUUGGAGCAGAGAUCAAAUGGACCAGAAAUGGCUUUGUGAAAUGGACAAGGGAAGGAGCAGAAGUCAAAUGGACAAGGGGUUGGAGCAGAGGUCAAAUGGACCAGAAAUGGCUUUGUGAAAUGGACAAGGGAUGCAGCAGAGGUGAAAUGGACAAGAAUUGGAGCAGAGGUGAAAUGGAUCAGAGAUAGCUUUGUGAAAUGGACAAGGGAUGCAGCAGAGGUGAAAUGGAUCAGAGAUAGCUUUGUGAAAUGAACAAGGGAUGGAGUAGAGGUGAAAUAGACCAGAGAUGGCUUUGUGAAAUGGAUGGGUCUUGCAAAGAGAUUGGCUCUGGGGUUGGGAGACAGUGAGGAGUCCAGGGCUACUCCCAGGAGAGAGGAGGGGACACUGUGAAGGGGUUUUGAGGUAAAUGGAAUUUGGGGGAGGGGAAAUCACCCAGCUCCAAUCUCUGAGCAUGUGUUUAGGCCCUAAGUCAGAGGACACUAGCCCUCUGUGAUUGGGUCCACUUGGAACCCCUGGUCCUAAGGCACUUGGUGUAAGGUGGACCCUCCCACUGUGGGAGUGUUUAUCUUUGCAGAGCUGCAGAGGGGAAGGGCCCUAAUGGGCAGAGGCUGUGUGAGAGCUCUCCUAAAGGGGGAGCAGCGUGGCCAAGGAGGAUGGGUCUGCCGCCACAGAUAUUAGUCCUCUUGAGUCCGCUGGACAGAAGAGGUCAGCCUCCGCCCAGCACAGUGACGGUCCAGGACAUCCAGGAGCACCUGGCCCAGGGGCACGUGGCCAUCGUCCUGGUCAACGCAGUCCUGCUACUGUGCGACCUGUGCUCCAGCCCCGUCAAGUACUGCUGCUUCCUGCCCAUUGGCCAGAAGUGCUUCUGCAGGGGCCCGGACUACCAGGGCCACUUCAUCGUGCUCUGUGGCUACAACAGGGCCUCCGAGAGCAUCUUCUACAACAACCCGGCCUAUGCGGACCGUGAGUAG
Molecule: messenger RNA, 1478 nt
Organism: Gracilinanus agilis (Agile Gracile Mouse Opossum)
Lineage: Eukaryota; Metazoa; Chordata; Mammalia; Didelphimorphia; Didelphidae
Product: protein GUCD1-like
Exons: 3
Coding region: 1161-1478 (105 amino acids)
Source: RefSeq, a predicted model, not a curated record